Pochonia chlamydosporia 170 is the source of this 465-nucleotide messenger RNA. RefSeq lists its product as hypothetical. Bases 1 to 465 code for a protein of 154 amino acids. The record is from RefSeq and is a predicted model, not a curated record. The transcript has a single exon. Lineage: Eukaryota; Fungi; Ascomycota; Sordariomycetes; Hypocreales; Clavicipitaceae.
AUGGUGCUUCGGACAAAGGCGUUGAUAGUGUCGUGUAAAUGUGUGGUCAAAAAGGGGAUUAAAUCCGGGAGGUCGACCGAGGCUCGAGUAAUUGUGCAGAUGCACAAAAAGAACGAUGCCACUCAUUGGCAAUACCACGAGUUGAGACCACGAGUUGUAACACAUUCCGCAAUUUCAAAGCCAUGUGUGGUUGCUCCCCGGCCAACACCUCUCGUUUCUCAGGGGGAUGUGACAAGUCAAGAUUUCAUGAUGGUGGCCUUGACUACUCCAUACUUCGUACUGAGAAGAACGAUGAAUGCAUACCCAGACAACGGCAACCAGCUGGUUCAUGAGGUACUGACCCUUGCAAGGGCUGCUAGAACACUCAGCCCAGACACAUGGCAUGAUGGGGUUCCCAGAGAGCCGGGAAUGCUCCAGUGGCUCAAUAGUCCCAGGCACAAGGGGACUGACUGCUGGUUGAGCUGA